Quercus lobata is the source of this 1254-nucleotide messenger RNA. RefSeq lists its product as uncharacterized. Gene Ontology annotation, molecular function: RNA-DNA hybrid ribonuclease activity; nucleic acid binding. NCBI's taxonomy places the organism in Eukaryota, Viridiplantae, Streptophyta, Magnoliopsida, Fagales, Fagaceae. Bases 1 to 1254 code for a protein of 417 amino acids. The record is from RefSeq and is a predicted model, not a curated record. The transcript has 3 exons.
AUGGCUAACAUAAUCGAAUGUCAAAAAAUUCAACAAUUACUUGAUUGGUAUGAGGUUGCUUCUGGCCAAUUGGUGAACAAGACUAAAACUACUCUCUUCUUUAGCCGUAACACACCAAAGGAGGUCCAACGAGACAUUCAGGUCUUGCUAGGGGUGCCGGCUAUUAAACAUUAUGAAAAAUAUCUUGGUUUGCCAUCUUUUGUGGGGAGACAGAAAAAAGCAUGUUUCAAUCAGAUUAAAGAGCGGAUUUGGGAUAAAAUGCAAGGAUGGAAGGAGAAGCUACUUUCUCAAACUGGGAAGGAAGUCAUGAUCAAGGCGGUGAUCCAAUCUAUUCCCACAUACUCAAUGAGUGUGUUUCGACUACCCUUGGGUUUAAUUAAAGAUAUAGAGGCGAUGAUCAGUAAGUUUUGGUGGGGCAACCAAGAUAAUAAAAGGAGAAUGCAGUGGGUGAAGUGGGGUACUUUUUGUUCUCCUAAGUCUUUAGGAGGUAUGGGGUUUCGGGAUCUCAGACAGUUUAAUGAUGCACUCCUUGGUAAACAAGUAUGGAGACUCUUUCAUGAGAAAGUGAAGAAUCUAUUCAUCCCUGGAACUAAAGUUUGGAACAAGGAGCUUAUUGAGCAGACUUUCUUACCAUGGGAAGCUGAGAGUAUUCAAAGCAUUCCGGUUAGUCAUUUUCCAAUGGAGGAUUUGCUUAUUUGGCUACUCACCAAUGAUGGGAACUACUCGGUUAAGAGCGCUUACCAGCUGUUAUCCUCAGAAAUCAGAUCUGCUCUGCCUAGCUCAUCUGAAACAGAGAUUUGUAAGCACUUUUGGAAUGGAAUAUGGAAGUUACAGGACAGCCCAUCUCGGACCUCCAUUCAGCGCUUGAGGCCAAACUGGUCGCCGCCGGACUUAGGAGUUUAUAAGCUUAAUUUCGACGGCGCCAUCUUUGAAGGUUCAGCGAGAGCGGGGUUGGGGGUGGUAGUGAGGGAUGCUGAAGGUAUGAUCAUAGCUGCAAUGUGCCAGAACAUCCAACUUCCUAGCUCAGUAGACUUGGUCAAAGCCUUAGCCACUCGGAGAGCUAUCCUAUUUGCCCAGGAGCUUUGUCUUGCUCACGUGAUGGUGGAGGGUGAUUCACUGAAGGUCAUUACAGCUAUUAAUAACCCACAAAAUAAUAGGACACAGUGGGGUCAUGUUGUUGAAGAUAUUAAAAAAGCCAGCUCUUGGUUCCAAACUUGUAGCUUCGAUCAUGUCUACAGGGAAGGCAAUAGUUGA